Messenger RNA from Trichomonas vaginalis G3, 411 nucleotides. Its product is annotated as serine-type peptidase protein. Bases 1 to 411 code for a protein of 136 amino acids. The record is from RefSeq and is a predicted model, not a curated record. Lineage: Eukaryota; Parabasalia; Trichomonadida; Trichomonadidae. The transcript has a single exon. Gene Ontology annotation, biological process: proteolysis. Gene Ontology annotation, molecular function: serine-type exopeptidase activity; dipeptidyl-peptidase activity.
AUGGCAUUUUUGUUAAUUUUCUUUAGACAAAUUAACUUUGAUGAUAUCAAUGUUGGGGGACAAAUGUGGUUCGACCAAAAACUUGAUCAUUUCUCUAACCUUGACGAAACAUUUAAGCAAAAAUAUUACAUUAACACAAAUUAUUCUAAAAAAUCAGAGAAUUUAGUUGUGUACAUAGGUGGAGAGGCUCCACUCUCUGAAUCUUCAAUUAAACAUGGAGUUUUACAUAUUGCAAAUCAAUCUAAAUCUGUGAUUUUGGCAUUAGAACAUAGAUACUUCGGAGAUUCAAUACCACAUGGAAAUUUGGAAUUAGAGAACCUAAAGUACUUAACCGUUGACCAAGCAAUUGAAGAUUUAGCCAAUUUUAUUUCUCAAAUGAAGCAAAUAUAUUGCCAAGAUCCAUUAAAAUGA